Molecule: messenger RNA, 912 nt
Organism: Suillus subalutaceus
Lineage: Eukaryota; Fungi; Basidiomycota; Agaricomycetes; Boletales; Suillaceae
Exons: 12
Coding region: 1-912 (303 amino acids)
Source: RefSeq, a predicted model, not a curated record
AUGCCCAUAGUCUCGAAUGAUCCCACUUGGUGGUCGACCGUCAAUGCAUAUCGUGUUUCCAGCUAUUUUAUAGUUGCCGCCUCUGUUGGAUUAAUGUAUGAUUGGGCACUUACAUUGGGACAAGAGGUAGAAUUGGUCUGGAGGCAACGCUGGUCCCUAAUGACAGUUCUGUAUCUCGGUGUGCGCUACCUUGGAAUCAUAUUUGUCGCCCUGGUCAUGUUGGGCUUUAUUUUGUAUGUCGUAUGGAAUUGGAUGCGUGUUGUGGUAUUUGCAAUGCUGUGGGUCAUCAUCAUCACUCGGUUGCAUGCCAUGUAUCAACGAUCCAGAAAGAUCCUGAUAUUUCUCAUUGUCACAUUCCUGGCUGACAACAUCUUCAAUGGAGUGGCAGCUGUACUAUCAACGAUGCAUACUUCAGGGGAGGAACUCAUUCUCUCCGGCACCUAUCAGUGCUCGAUAGCUUUGCGGAAGAUGUACCAUACUUCUGAGUUCCAUUACUUGGAUACUCAGGCACCAGUGUGGGAGGUCAUCAUAUUAUGUCUCGCAAUCUGGAUUGCUGUCAAACACUUCCGUGAACUGCGACGACAUUCGGCAGGAGGGAUUAUCGGGGACUGCUUCGCGGUGUUGAUUCAAACUCACAUGCUUUACUUUGCGAGCUUUGUUGCCGUUUCUUGCUUCACCCUCGUUAUUGAUUUCUUUCCAACAAUCCCAACGGAACCAUCUUCCCUAGCAAUUAUUUGUUAUGGCUUGGUUCAAAAUUUGGAGAUCGUGCAGAUGUUUGUGCUAGGACCCCGCUUGAUCCUUAGCGUUCGAGAAUAUCACGCUAAGCUCGUGGCCGAUUCCGACGCAGAAACCAGCAUGACCUCAAUCGCUUUCCAAGAGCGUGUGCAUAUAUCGACUGGCAAUAGCGUGUAA